Molecule: messenger RNA, 4041 nt
Organism: Macrosiphum euphorbiae (potato aphid)
Lineage: Eukaryota; Metazoa; Arthropoda; Insecta; Hemiptera; Aphididae
Source: the annotation of a GenBank genome assembly
AUGUCACCUCCAGUUUCAAUGGGUUAUGUUGAAGCCAAGGCUCGCGUGCUCCGUGGAAAAUGUCCAUCAACAAAAACUUGCUCGUCCUGCAAAAAACAACAUCACUCACUACUGCACUUUCCAGCCGGUACACCCACAGGCACAAGUGGUCCGCCGCCAACUUCGAUGAUUGUGGCAGCAAAAAACCCUCAGUCCAUACUACUAUCUACGUUACUUGUAAGUGUCGUAUCAGUCGAUAAUCAGAGAUAUACCCUUCGUGCAUUGUUGGAUACGGGUGCACAGGUCAGCUUCAUUACGAAGCAAAGUGCCGAUCGCUUAUCGUUAAACCGUCGUCGUUGUUCAACACAAGUCAGUGCUUUCUCGGGUGCCUCAGUCAAUGUCGUGUCAGGCGUCACAUCUAUUGUAAUGUCACCGGUUGGGAAGCCGGACCCGUCUGUCCCUCUCGACGUCUUGAUUGUGUCAAAAAUCACUGACUACCUACCUCAAACAACAUUCAAUUUCACUGCGUGGCCCCAUUUAAAUAAGCUUGAGUUAGCAGACCCAAGUUUCAAUAUUCAAGGGCCCAUUGACAUUCUGCUUGGGGCAGAUGUCGCCCCAGCGAUCCUGACUGGUGGCCGUGUUGCUGGUCAUCAAUCACAUCCGACUGCUUUCGGAACUAUCUUUGGAUGGGUUUUGAUGGGACCAAUGGCACCAAUCACCACAAAUACAGUCACGUCAAUGUUAGUGACCACUGAAACGGCACUCGAAAACUCUCUUACUAAAUUUUGGGAAAUAGAAGAGCCACCUCAACUACAACACUUGAGUCCCGAUGAAGUUCUAGCUGAAGAAAUAUUUUUAUCGUCCGUCAAACGUCUAACAUCUGGGCGAUUCAGUGUUGCACUACCAUUUAAACAGCCACGUCCGAUCCUCGGAGACUCGAAAGGCAUGGCACUAAAGCGACUUCACUACUUGGAGAACCGAUUAUCACGUGAUGAAGGUCUCUCAAAACAGUACCUGGAGUUUAUGACCGAUUACCUCACUAGUCAGCAUAUGGAAGUUGUUCCUAUGAACCAAAGAAUGACGCCAUACUGUUAUUACAUACCACAUCACUGCGUCCUUCGUCCGGAAAGUCAUACGACAAAACUCAGGGUAGUCUUCGAUGCAUCCGCUACUACCACUGCAGGACGAACACUGAAUAGCAGUUUGUACACUGGUCGAAAACUACAACAGGAUCUACCACAGAUCCUCAUUCGUGCCCGAACCCAUAAGAUUCUGUUCACUGCGGACAUUAAACAAAUGUACCGGCAGAUUGAAAUCCAUCCGGAAGAUCGUGAUUAUCUAAGAAUUCUAUGGCGCUUUGAUCGUGAUAAACCUAUCGAAGAAUAUCGUUUACGCACUGUCACGUAUGGUACGUCCUGUGCUCCUCAUCAGGCCUUACGCACUUUGCAGUACUUAGCCGAACUCGAAAAGAACACAUACCCCACCGCCGCUCAGAUCAUCAUGCAUGAUACGUUCGUUGACGACAUCCUUACAGGGGCCAACACCCCGGAAUCCGCGCUUGAACGUCAAGAACAAUUGAUCUCACUAUGCUCCCGAGGACACUUCCAGCUCAGGAAAUGGGCCAGUAACUCGUCCGUGGUCCUCCAAUCGAUUCCGGAAUGUGACCGAUCUAUGUCUACUGACGUUCUGUUCGAUGACGAGUUGGAAGCCGGGUUGAAAAUCCUCGGCAUGCGGUGGAACCCGAAACAGGACCAUUUCUCCUAUUCCGUCCAGCGUCCUAGCACAAAAACUACCAAACGCUCGAUUCUAUCGGAUCUCGCUCGCAUCUUCGACCCGCUUGGUCUCCUUUCACCGACCACCUUCUUAGCAAAACACUUAAUGCAGUUGCUAUGGACGUCUGGGAUCGGAUGGGACGACCCAAUUCCUGAACAGAUUCUUACAAUCUGGCAGCGGUAUCAAUGCGACCUGAAAAGUAUCCAGAAUUUGAGUGUUCCACGCCGAAUAACCAUGGACGGAGAAGUCAAAUACGAACUCCAUGCAUUUUCAGACAGUUCUGAGAAAGGAUACGCGGCAGCCGUAUAUCUGCGUUGUGAGCACCGAGAAGGAAUUCAAUGCCAUCUUAUCACCGCGAAAUCAAAAGUUGCACCUCUAAAACGAGUAACCAUUCCCCGUCUCGAGUUGUGUGGAGCUGUGUUGGCCGCUCAACUGCUACAUUAUGUGCAAGAAGUCCUCAAGUCUGUCCUCCCCGUCGAAGCGAUGCAUGCCUGGACGGAUUCGACUACCACUCUCGCGUGGAUAAAAUCUUCACCACAUAGGUGGGCUACAUUCGUCGCAAACAGAACCAGCCAGCUUCAGAGUCUCACACCACCAUCGCUGUGGCGUUACGUCCCAACCGGUGAAAAUCCAGUUGACUGUGCGUCUCGUGGACUCUACCCAACAGAAUUAAUGCAACAUUCAAUGUGGUGGAACGGACCUGCCUUCCUAUCCAAGAAAGACAGUGAGUGGCCACCAUGUUCCACACUCAGCGCGUCACAUUCGACUGACCUCGAAAUCCGACACACUACUCUUUUGUUAACCUCAUCCACUACCAUCUUCGACCAACUGUUUCUUCGGAUUUCUUCACUGCAAAAAAUUAUCCGCAUCGUCGCAUACUGUAUACGAGUCGUUGUACGAGUUAAGCAAAGCACCAGAAACCUGUCACCUGUGGAGCUAGCUCACGCUUUGAAAGUCAUCAUACUUGCCGUGCAACAAAACGCAUUUGCCGAUGAACGUAAACGGCUCCGAGAUCCAAAUAACAAAAGUACCAGUAAAUUCCGUGGCCUAAAUCCAUUCAUUGAUAAACAUGAAGUUCUUCGAGUUGGAGGUCGAUUAGUUCACGCGGACAUUCCUUAUGAACAGAAACAUCCCAUACUCUUGCCACGCUCACAUCGAUUCACAGAUCUGCUCAUCGACGACUUCCAUUUACAACAUAAACAUCCUGGAGCUACCACACUACAAUCCAUCAUUCAACAACAAUAUUGGAUCGUAGCUAGUCGACAAGUCAUCAAAUCUCGCCUCCGACUCUGCCUUGCCUGUUACCGACUCCGUCCUCGUAGCGUUCAGCCAGUCAUGGGGAACCUACCAAAGUUUCGGCUACAGCAAAUCAAACCAUUUAUCGUCACAGGAGUUGACUAUGCCGGACCAAUAACUUUGAAAACGUCAACAACUCGCCGAGCUAUCUCGUGCCAAGCGUACAUAUGUCUCUUUGUCUGCAUGACAACAAAGGCUCUGCAUUUGGAACUAGCUUCGGAUCUAUCCACAGAAGUAUUUCUGAUGGCUAUGUGUCGGUUCAUCUCCCGUCGUGGCCCUGUUGAACAAAUACAUAGCGAUUGUGGCACUAACUUUGUGGGUGCAGCAAACUUGUUCCAGACCGUUGACAAUUUCACUCGAUCCACCGAGUACCAGACAAAAUGCCGAGACUACCUCACUAAACGUAACAUCAGCUGGCAUUUCAACCCACCAUCUGCCCCUCACUUUGGAGGACUGUGGGAGGCUGGAGUUAAAUCGGUCAAGACGUUACUCUAUCGAACUCUCGGGCUCCAGCGACUUAAAUACGAGGAACUCGAAACACUACUAAGUCGAAUCGAAGCGACAUUAAACUCAAGACCAUUAGGUGCGCUGAGUCAUGACCCUCGCGACUUCGAAGCGCUUACGCCUAGUCAUUUCUUAACUCUAAUGCCCAGCACGGCGAUUGUUGAACCUAACUUAGACUCAGUCCCCCUAUCACGCCUCCAGCGCUGGAGACUCAUAAAGGAUCUACACACACAUUUCUGGAAACGUUGGCAAUGUGACUACUUGCAGACCCUACAACGUCGAACCAAAUGGACACAAGGUCAAGAGAACAUCAAGGUAGAUACACUUGUCCUCAUUCGAGAACCAACCACGUCCCUAAGCUGGAGACUCGGCCGAAUCACUCAACUUCACCCCGGUCUGGACGGUGUAGUUCGAGUAGCAACGGUUCAGACAGCAAACGGUCUCCUCAAACGACCAACAGUCAAGCUAUGUCCAUUACCCAUAUGUUGA